UCCUCCUCUCCUCCAGUCCAUCACACUCUUCCACCCCUCCACCACCAUGAACUCUGGCAAUCAGACCUCCCUCUCCAAUGACCACUGCACCACCACAACUUAUCUUAGUCUGUUCUGGCGCCUCUCGCAGGACAUCCAAAUCCUUGUGCUCCUUAUGGCCCUAUCAAUCUUAGUAACCCUGCAUGCCUUAAGACAAAGCAAACACCAGGGCCUGGCCGUGUGGCCUGUCGUCGGUAUGCUUCCCUCCCUCUUGCUCGGCCUCCGCAACGACGCACACGAGUGGUUGACCGGCGUGCUCCGUGCCCAAGGCGGCACAUUCACCUUCCGUGGCCCAUGGUUCACCAACCUCCAGUGCGUCGUCACCGCCGACCCCCGCAACCUCGAGCACAUCCUAAAGACCAAGUUCUCCAACUUCCCAAAGGGAGAGUACUUUCGGAACAUCGCCAGCGACAUGCUCGGCGAUGGCUUCUUCAACUCCGACGGCGAGGUCUGGCGUCGCCAAAGAAAGACGCUAAGCCUUGAAGUCCAUUCAGCUGACUUCAGGUCCGCGACAACCCAAUCUGUCUUCGAGAUCGUUCACUCGAGACUUCUCCCGGUGCUCGAGUUGGCCCAUGACAACCAGGCGCCAUUUGACCUCCAGGAUGUGCUGCUGAGGCUGGCAUUCGAUAAUUUGUGCAUGGUCGCCUUCGGUAUCGACCCGGGUUGCCUCCGGCCCGAGCUUCCGGAGGUGCCGUUCGCCCGAGCCUUGGAGAAUGCCACGGAGGCGACUCUUCGACGGUUCGUCGUGCCGACGGCCAUGUGGAAGGUGCUACGUUUCUUUGAUCUCGGGAACGAGAGGAGGCUGAAGAGGUGGUUGAAGUGCGUGGAUAAGUUCGCCUACGAUUUGAUUCGGACGAGGAAGGAGGAGAUGGAGUCGGGUGUGGAGGAGAAGAAGUCGGCAAGAUGUGAUCUCUUGACGGCAUUCAUGAAGUUGAAGGAUGAGAAUGGGAUGGCGUUUUCUGACAAGUUUCUGAGGGAUGUCUGCAUAAAUGUGAUCCUAGCGGGGAGGGAUUCAACGUCGGUGGUGUUAUCAUGGUUCUUCUGGCUGUUGAACCGGCAUCCGGAGGUAGAAGACAAGAUCCUUGAGGAGAUUAGGAGGAUGGUAGAGGAAAGAAAAAAUAACAUUGAAGGGGAAGGAGGGAAGAGUUUGGUGUUCGAGACGGAGGAGGUUAAGAGGAUGGAAUAUUUGCAAGCGGCUCUUUCAGAAUCUCUACGUCUAUAUCCUGCAGUGCCCGUCGAUCAUAAGGAGGUUGUGGAAGAUGAUGUGCUCCCUGACGGAACCAUUCUAAAGCCAGGAACAAAGGUUAUAUAUGCCACCUACUCUAUGGGGAGAAUGGAGAGCAUAUGGGGAAAGGACUGUAGGGACUACAAGCCAGAGAGGUGGCUCAAGGAUGGUCGCUUCAUGAGCGAGUCUGCAUACAAAUUUCCAGCCUUCAAUGCUGGACCAAGGCUAUGUUUGGGGAAGGACUUUGCUUACUAUCAAAUGAAGUUUAUUGUAGCUUCCAUCCUCUAUCGUUACCAUGUGAAGGUAGUUGAGAGCCACCCGGUGGUCCCAAAGUUGGCGCUAACCAUGUACAUCAAGUAUGGGUUGAAGGUGACCCUCUCUGUAAGGGAGGACUCCAAGCUUCUCAAGUAGUUGAUAAAGGAGCUCAGGCUUCAAGGAUCAAAUAUAAUUAAAAGCCUUGUUAAGUAUUUAUGUUAUGUACAUUUUAUAAUAAGAUGUUGUCCGUGCAUGUACAUCACUACUUUAUCUUAAGAAGAUGUCUUUUUAUU
Molecule: messenger RNA, 1812 nt
Organism: Elaeis guineensis (African oil palm)
Lineage: Eukaryota; Viridiplantae; Streptophyta; Magnoliopsida; Arecales; Arecaceae
Source: RefSeq, a predicted model, not a curated record